GCAAUAAAUUAGCGAUAUUUGACGUAUACUCAAUUUCUGUUCGUAUUAGAUUUUUUAGGAAUGAAAAAUCGCGUCGUUGGGAAUCGAAAUUAUUGUUGAUAGACUUAGAUAGCCACAUAUAAUGGAUUUUACAGCUAACAGCAUCAAAACGAGCCAUAGCUUCUACGCAAAUAGGUUGAGAGGUACAGUAUUAGGGAAUACAAAAACAUUUUCUAAAUCUGAUGUCAACUUUUACGAAUCAAGAACAACCAAUACGCAUGAACGGGAGAUACUGAGUGAUAACAGCAGUUGCGGUGAAUAUUACAAAAGAUACGAACAUGAUGAGGUUCCAGUUAAAGACGAUACAUCAAACGACAAUUCAUUCAGGGAAGAUCGCACCUCAAGCGGCAUGAAGGACUCCAUAACGAAUUCCGAUUUAGAUAAAUUAGAAAUGAAAAUACUUAGCACGAUGUCCCAAGAGUUGCAGACAGAAGAAAUGUCCGUUGAAAGCCUCGAAUCAAAUAUUAAAUUAUUCAAAAUAACAGUACAAGAAAUAUUCGAUAACUUUUACGCUAAUUUGCAAGAUUAUGAAUAUUUCAAAAGAAAAUACAACGAAAUUUUAUCUAAAAAUCAGGAAGAUAUAAUUCAAGAGAUGGAAGAUUUUAUAAAAGAUAUGAUUCAACAUAUAAUUUCAUCACAUAAUUCAGCGAUUAGCAGUCAUACGGAAACAAAGGACAAAAGUAUCUCUUUUGAUUUGCCUUCAGAGAGAAGUCCCUUGUCAACGGUAGAAGCAUAUAGAAACCAGAAUUAUUCAACUGAUUCAACUUUUGAUGAAAGUUCUAAUUGUAAGACAAGCUUGAAUAAAAAGGAAGAAACGCUCAACAUAUAUCUACUAACAGGCACGCCCUAUGUAGCAAUCAGAAUGAACAAUCGUAAUUUAGUAUCUGAAAUAAAUGUACGAGAAUCAAUUAUCGAUGAUAUAGAGGGGCAACUGGCUUCUGCUGAGAACAUAAAAAAGAUAGCGGCAAAGAAGUUGCAAUUAGAAAAAUAUGUAACCCAGCAGCGAGUGCAAACCAGAACAGAAAGAGAUAUUCCUAUAAAAAUCUCAAGUGCCAAAAAGGAUAUACCUCUGAAUGAAGAUUUCAUCUACAACAAUAGCCAAGAACAGAGCGUUAAGUCAUUCAUGUCCAAAAUCUGUAAUUACAUUUGCAAAAGAUUCCGAAAAUCUUCUUUUACCUAAAUAUAAAAAUUAAACGAAAAAAUAUUUCAACAAUACUUUAUUGAAGACUAGACAAUUAAAUACAGGAACUAACUACUUAUAUGUCACCAUUAUCUUCAAAAUUGAUUAUAUAAUACCACCUAACCAUUGUAAUGUGUUUACAUAAUUGUACUGCGAACUCCUUUUUCAUAUGUAAGAAGUCCCUGAUCAUUGGCAGGUCUAACAUAAUAAAUGCUUGGCCGUCGA
Messenger RNA from Colias croceus (clouded yellow), 1444 nucleotides. RefSeq lists its product as uncharacterized. NCBI's taxonomy places the organism in Eukaryota, Metazoa, Arthropoda, Insecta, Lepidoptera, Pieridae. The record is from RefSeq and is a predicted model, not a curated record. The coding region runs from base 122 to 1219 and encodes 365 amino acids. The transcript is spliced from 2 exons.